Molecule: messenger RNA, 1614 nt
Organism: Trichophyton benhamiae CBS 112371
Lineage: Eukaryota; Fungi; Ascomycota; Eurotiomycetes; Onygenales; Arthrodermataceae
Exons: 5
Coding region: 1-1614 (537 amino acids)
Source: RefSeq, a predicted model, not a curated record
AUGGACUCGACCACGGAUCCCAAUCCGCCGCCGCCGUCGGAUCCGGGUGUAGGCCAUUUCCAUGGCGAGUUUUGGGGUGGGAUGAGCACUCUAUACGGGACUGGCCCGACAAACGACCAGCCGUUCGGCAUAGGGUGGGAUCAUCCUGUGUUCCGCCCAAGCCCACAUUCACCUUCUCCUCAGACAAACCAGAACAUCUAUUCGCUCCCCCAGCAGUCGCAAUCUCAACAGCAGCACCAGCAGCCGCCGCCGCAACAACACCAACAACAACACCAACAGCAACAACCUCAAGCACAGCAGCAGCCGCAACAGGUGCAGUCAUGGCAGCAAACAUCAAUACAACACCAGCCUGUAGCUCUUGACUCGCAGCAACAGUUCUCUAUGCCUAGCCCAUAUCGGGUGUCGCCGUACCAUACACAACAAACUCCUACUUUCGAUGCCGCGCAGGCAGCCUCCUCAUAUCACCCUUACACAUACGACCCGCAGACCUUCUAUGCAACCCAAUCGCAAGUCCAGCAACAGAGUGCGUAUGAUCAACACCCUGCCAGCGUACCGGCACAGCGAGUGGCUCAAGCUUCUCCUAUUGCGACGAACACCCUUGAUCGACAACAGCAGUCCUCCUAUUUAGUACCAAGCACUCUACAGCUGGGACUCCAGCAUGGGGGACCAGCAAGUUUCCCGGGCGACUUCACCACUCGACAUUCUCAUUCACCAUAUCACAAUACCAUUGAUCCUCACUUCCUUUCGACACCCGACCAACAACCGCAAUCCCAACAACAACAACCGCAGCAGCUUUAUGCUAUCAAUCCUGCAGAGCUAGAACGGCCGACAAGCCUCAAAACGAGUGAAUUACAAAUAGCAAAUGGGCUUCAAACUGUGGUUCCUCAGACUUCGACAGGACCCGUUGGCCUUGCUCCCGUUGUCUAUUCCAAUGGUCUCCAAACCAUUCUUCCGAAAGCCCCCACUGCCGCCAAACCUCGGAAAAAGAAAGGAGUAGAGCAAAAAACACAAACACUCUUAAACAAAUUCAUCACUAAACCAGCCGUGCAGCAACCACUUAAUCAAACUCAGAGCGAAUCGUCAAGCGAUUACAGCAGUGACGAAUCAGACGACGACCUCGAGGUAGAAGAACCACCAGCUGAGCCUUCCCCCAUCCCCGCGGUACGACCAGAUGAUGUUGAAGGUAGGACUGGGUAUGACACUAUUAAAGUGGUUUGGGCUCCACGCAAUCGACACGCAAAAGCGGCCGAUGUAAGGAAUGCCAUGAUCCAGUUUUCGGACCUUGUUAAGGGGGUGCGAGAUACCUGGAAAGCUCGUAGCGAGGCCCUCAAAGCUGCGGAAAAUCAGAACCUUGAAGGAAAAAUCCCGUCUCUCAAAAAGGAGGUGGUUCUUCAGAGGCGACUGCUAGACUUGAUCAUUAACAAUACCCUGGAGUUUGGUCACCCAUCAUAUGUUAGAAGCCAUGUUAAGAGGCACCUGGGAGAUUCCUGCACCAUAUAUGCCUUGUUUCAUCAAGAGCUAGAAGCAAUGGUUACCUUCUCAAAUAAAUGGGAGGGAAUCUCAUUUGCUGCAUACGGCAAUUGCCUACAUGGCAAUUUGCUCAAACUGCCCUAG